Messenger RNA from Aspergillus alliaceus, 1860 nucleotides. Its product is annotated as fungal specific transcription factor domain-containing protein. The transcript has 5 exons. Lineage: Eukaryota; Fungi; Ascomycota; Eurotiomycetes; Eurotiales; Aspergillaceae. The coding region runs from base 316 to 1794 and encodes 492 amino acids. Gene Ontology annotation, cellular component: nucleus. Gene Ontology annotation, biological process: DNA-templated transcription. Gene Ontology annotation, molecular function: DNA binding; zinc ion binding. The record is from RefSeq and is a predicted model, not a curated record.
GAAACCGCCACCUCGGCCUUCACACAGGUAUAUCGUAGCCUGGCUCCUAGUACGAAAGGAAGUCAAGCAGCCUCGGCCCAGUCAAGGGUGGGCAAUGCCAGCCCCGCCGUUGACCAGUCUCCCGCUUCCUCGUCUACAUCCAGUUCUCAAAGUCCCCUAGAACCGGAGAAUUUGGCGGAAGGGCAUGAAACCGGAGUAGAGAUCUCUCGGGCUGUACCUCCUACGGAUGCUUUCCAAAGGGAUGGAGAAGAUAACGAUGGCUCGCUGGGUCUUGCGAGGUCGAAAUUUGCAGAAUUGUACGGGCUUACGAGCGACAUGGAGCCCAUACUCAUGCGACAUCGGCCGUAUGAGUCUCAGUCACAUGAGUUUCGUCUUGAGACCCAUAGUAUUCGGCGCGUGCUGCAGGAAGACAUGGGCAUACAGUACCCAGUAACAUUUCACAUUGUAAGAGACGACAAGGCAAUUGGCUACCAGAACCAUGUUGAACAAGAUAUGAUUGAGCGUUGUGUUGCACCGUACGGUUCCAGUCUCAUUGAUCUCUUUUGGAGAAUAGUCCACCCAUGCUAUCCUAUCUUAAACAAGGGAAAAUUCAUGGAGCGAUAUUCAAUAUCCUACCGUGAGAUUGAAGCGUCGAUCUUAGGGGCAAUAUAUCUCAUUUCUUUGAACUGGUGGACUUAUGACCGCGAGCUUAACAACAAACCAGCACCGAAUGAAACAUUACUCAGAGAAAGAGUUAUUCAAGCAAUUCAAAACAGCUACCACAGGCCUAAGCUAUCGUCGAUCGAGGCUACUUUACUCUUGGUGCAGUGUAAGCCUGAGGAUGCUUUGAACCCGGAUCACACGUGGACCUGGGGAUAUACUAGCCAAGCACUGUCAAUCGGUGAAGCACUAGGAUUGCAUUUGGAUGCAAGCUCUUGGGAGAUUCCUGAAUGGGAGCGUGGGUUACGCAAGAGACUCUCUUGGGCAAUGUACAUGCAAGAUAAAUGGACUGCAUUGAUGCAUGGACGGCCCAGCCAUAUCCAUGAUGACAAUUGGGGAGUCAAAGACAUUGAUGAUAGCGAUCUCUACGAUGUUGAUGAUAACAUGAAUCCCAAAAACGACGAAGUCCCCAUGAAUGAUAUUCAGACGGGGAGAAGAGGAUUCGUGGAAAUGAUCACACUUUCUAAAUCUCUCAGCAAGAUAUUAACUGAAUUCUUUUCUCUGCGCGCUAGUAAGUCACAGGACACUGUUGAGCUUUACCACAGGGCGAUUCCAAUUCUCGAAAAACUACACAUUUGGCGUGUGAAUAUUCCCCAUUCACUGCUAAUGGACAGGCAGAUCCCUCGGCGGCUUUGUGCGAAUGGCUCCCUUCACCUGUCCUACCACAGUCUUAUCCUGACACUUUUGCGAAGGAUUAUUCGAUCUAUCGCACUUGUGUCUAUUUGUUCUAAUAUUACUGUCCUCAAUGAUACUCGUAAAUUAGCCAGUGACGCCGUCGAAGCUGCAAUGGUUUUCGUCCGCACUUUACGACCGGAUCAUUUAGAAGCUUUCUGGUUCUUCUCAUCGGGAUUCAGCUUCUCUUUAGUUGGGUCUUUUGUCACACUGCUUCUGGUGACGUCCCGCUCAGAAGCUGAGAAGAACCACUGGAGAGAACGCCUCAAUAAUUACCUAUGGACCCUCCGUAUUAUGGGUAAAGGCAGCGAGCCCAUGCGAUAUGCAGUUAAUCGCCUUGAAGGAGCAAUCCUGCGAGGAAUGGAACAUGCUUUGGCUGUGCGGAUUGUACCAGAACUCCUAGAAAAUAUUCCAAAUGAAUAAUAAUAUGAGACUCUCAUGACGACAUUUUUUUCAGCCUUACAGCUACAUAUCAUAAUAAUAGGCGCG